This is a messenger RNA of Scophthalmus maximus (turbot), 3266 nucleotides long. RefSeq names its product PMS1 homolog 2, mismatch repair system component (gene pms2). The record is from RefSeq and is a predicted model, not a curated record. The transcript is spliced from 15 exons. Lineage: Eukaryota; Metazoa; Chordata; Actinopteri; Pleuronectiformes; Scophthalmidae. Gene Ontology annotation, molecular function: ATP hydrolysis activity; mismatched DNA binding; ATP binding. Gene Ontology annotation, biological process: mismatch repair. The coding region runs from base 396 to 2993 and encodes 865 amino acids. Gene Ontology annotation, cellular component: MutLalpha complex.
CAAAGUUUGAGGCAACGCUUUUAAUAACACUUUUUUACUACCCCGAUAUUUGAUGUUAUUGUCGCUGCUAUAUUUUGUAAUUUGUUGUUUUUUUUCAGACAGUAACUAUUUAAAAAAAAAAAGUUCAUGUAUUUUUCAUAGUAAAAACUGCGCAGUUUGACGCACGGGUGAUGCUCGCGAACGACUCGCGCUGUCCGCGCGUUAUGGCGUCACGUUUGUAUUUACAGCACGGCGUCGUGAAGCGGCUCUUAACCUCCUGCAGUUCGUGAAAACGGAUUAACUGCGUUUAAUUUGAUGGCAACGUGUUGAUUUGCGUCGCUGAAUGUCUCGGGCUCAGACGAAGUCACAUAGGAAAAUUUGAAUGAAAUCCUCUUAAAGCUUUUCAAGCUGUGGAGAUGUCCGAGGCUUGCUCUGAGCCUGCAGGAGCCAUCCAGGCCAUCGACAAGCACUCAGUGCAUCAGAUCUGCUCGGGUCAGGUGGUGCUGAGUCUGGCCACUGCUGUCAAAGAGCUGGUGGAGAACGGCGUCGAUGCAGGAGCCACCAACAUUGAUGUGAAGCUGAAGGAGUGCGGAGUCGAACUGGUGGAAGUGUCCGACAACGGAAAAGGAGUAGAGGAGGCCAACUUUGAAGCACUGACACUGAAGCAUCACACGUCAAAGCUCAGGGAUUUCUCUGAUCUCAUCCGUGUGGAAACGUUUGGCUUCAGAGGUGAAGCCCUCAGCUCCCUCUGUGCUCUGAGUGACCUGAGUGUGGUGACAUGCCAUGAGUCCAACCAGGUGGGGACCAAGCUUGUGUUUGACCACAAAGGUCACGUGGUGCAGCGGACACCCCAUCCCCGUCAGCAAGGCACCACAGUCAGCCUGCAGCAGCUCUUCUACACCCUGCCCGUUCGACACAAAGAGUUCCAGCGCAACAUAAAGAAGGAGUACACCAAAAUGAUACAUGUCCUGCAGUCGUACUGCAUCAUCUCUACAGGAGUGCGUAUUACCUGUUCCAACCAAAAUGAGAAGGGAAAGCGCAGCACAGUGCUCAGCACCAGUGGUAGCCAGAGUAUGAGAGACAAUAUUGGAGCCAUAUUUGGACCAAAACAGCUACAGAGUCUUCUGCCUUUUCAACAAGUAUCCCCCACAGAAAAUAUUAUUGAAGAAUAUGGCCUGAAGGAGGCAGAUCUUCCCAAACAGCUUUUCACCAUCACAGGGUUUGUGUCACAUGGGGAACAUGGUGUUGGGAGAAGUGCCACUGACAGACAGUUCUUUUUCAUUAACAACCGGCCAUGUGAUCCCCUCAAGGUGACCAAAGUUGUGAAUGAAGUGUAUCACAUGUAUAACAGACACCAGUAUCCAUUUGUUGCCUUGAACAUAGCUGUUGCCUCAGAGUGUGUGGAUGUGAACGUAACCCCAGACAAGCGACAGAUUUUACUUCAGGAGGAGAAGCUCUUGCUGGCUAUUCUGAAGACCUCUCUCAUCAGCAUGUUUGAGGCUGGAGUCAACAAAAUCAGCCUGAACUAUACACGGAUGCCCAACACCACUGCAACAUCUGACCUAUGUCAGGUUGUCUCAUCUAAUGAGAACAUGCCACAACGUGGAGAAGCCGUGGAACCAGUGACACAGAGCCCAAAGUUAGCUUUGAACCUGGCCAGCCUAAAAGCUGCUUUUUCAAGCCACCACAAAUGCGCCACAUCUGGGAGCAAAUCAAACCUGUCAAAAGCUGCCAGCAGUAGCCCAACACAGAAAACACUGCAGUCUUUUUUAAAUUGUUCUGUAAAAGCUCCUGCUUCCAACUCAAGUGCUAAAUCUCCUUUGAAACCUGAAAAAGAUCUGGCUGAAUGCUCCCCAGUGGGGCAAUCUGCGCUAGAUGGAUUCAGAUACAGAAGGAUGUCGUGUGGUGAUACAGAGCAUGGAAAAGAUGAUGCUGCUUCCAGUAUUGUUUCCACCACAGUUGCUCCAGAUAGUCAGAGUUCUGGCCUGGAGGCCGGUUCUCCUGAACUGGUGAUUGACAGACCCAGUGUAAAAGAAGAAGAAUUAGAAGAAACAUCAGACAACAGUCAUGCUGUUCCUGAAGACCCAGAGUUACAAACUGGGCCAUGCACUUCAAAUGAGGACGGUACUGUGAGCCCGGAUGCCAAGAGGGCCAGGAAAGAGAGUGCACAUUUCCCCACAGAACUCAAACCCAACCUCGACCAAAACUGUUCUGUGGGAUCAUCUACCACGACUGUGGAUGCUCCAGUUUGCUUACAGAGGAGGAGGGUGCCUCUCCAGUUCUCUUUACAAGAGCUUGAAGGGAAGAUUAGAAGGAUAAAGGACCGGCGGAAGCAAAAGGCAGAUGAGGAGCUGCUCUACCGACGCUUCAGGGCCAAGAUCAACCCCGGAGAAAACCAAAGUGCAGAGGAAGAGCUGAAGAAGGAGAUCAGCAAAGACAUGUUCAAGGAGAUGGAGAUCAUUGGUCAGUUCAACCUGGGCUUCAUUAUCACAAAGCUCAACUCGGACAUCUUCAUGAUUGACCAACACGCCACAGAUGAGAAAUACAACUUUGAGAUGCUGCAGCAGCACACUGUGCUCCAAGGACAGAAACUCAUAGUCCCUCAGAAACUUCACCUCACUGCCGUCAGUGAGAACAUACUCUUGGAGAACAUUGAGAUUUUCCGAAAGAAUGGCUUUGAAUUUCUGGUUGAGGAGGAUGCUCAGGUGAUGGAGAGGGUUAAGCUGGUGUCUCUGCCUACCAGCAAGAACUGGACAUUCGGUCCAGGCGAUAUCGAGGAGCUGAUCUUCAUGUUGAGUGACAGCCCGGGGGUCAUGUGCCGACCAUCCAGAGUCAGACAGAUGUUUGCCUCCAGGUCUUGUCGGAAAUCUGUCAUGAUUGGCACUGCUCUGAGUGUCAGCGAGAUGAAGAAGCUGGUGGUUCACAUGGGGGAAAUCGAGCAUCCCUGGAACUGUCCUCACGGCAGGCCCACCAUGAGACACCUUGCCAACCUGGACAUCAUCUCACCAGACUGACUGUGACAAGGAGGGACCACACAGGAGAACAUUACUCUACGCUGGGCUGUUGUUUUGUUUUAGGUUAUCCCUGUUCAACAUCACCCUUGCUGAUGCAACAAUACGCUGAAGACAUGAGUCUUAACUAUAGACAUUGUACAUUUGUGUGGUUGAGAUGCUUGUUAUUGACACAUUGUCUGGAUAUAAGUUUUUGUUUUUAUAUUUUUUGCAUUUUGCAUCUUAAAAAUAAUAGUUUUUUUUAUGCCUGAGAUGAAUAAAAUAAGAUAUAUUCUU